Molecule: messenger RNA, 4562 nt
Organism: Meriones unguiculatus (Mongolian gerbil)
Lineage: Eukaryota; Metazoa; Chordata; Mammalia; Rodentia; Muridae
Gene: Card10
Product: caspase recruitment domain family member 10
Exons: 21
Coding region: 700-3768 (1022 amino acids)
Biological process (GO): regulation of apoptotic process
Source: RefSeq, a predicted model, not a curated record
ACACAUCUUUGCAGAGCCUUCUGGGUCCUCGGAACCCUGCUCUCCCCACCCCGAGGGCACUUUCCAGUGCCCAAAGAGCUGCUACCCUGUGAAUAGAGACAGAGCUUGUUGUAGGAGUGAGCAUUAGUCUCCAAGGUGGAGGGGAGUUUUGACGCCGCUUUUCUCAAAUGUAAUUGACUUUGACCUCAGACCUCUCCUCAGGCACCUCUUGGACCGCGGUCUUCUGAUCCCCAUGUCCUAUCAGCUUCCCCCAGGAAGGGAGGUGCAGCCUGGGUGCCUGCAGCGACUGACUCCUUUCUUUGGAAAGGUGCCCAUGACCCCUCCCUUCUGCUGCCCACACAGGCUGUCCUGAGCUUGGUGGAAGAUGCGAGCUCUUGGCAGUGUGUCCGGGAACACUGAGAGCGGGGAGGGGCAAGCCCUUGUCCAAGUCGUUGGCAGAUAAGAGGCUUAGCUGGGAACAGGUUGCAAGGAUUCCAACACUGAGCCACAGAGACUGACAACGGGACUCUGGGUCUUCCAAGCGCUGGGACACGGGGUGUUUAGGGGAGAGAAAGGUCUGCCACGGGGUCAAAGUCCUGCCCAACACUGUAAGGCUAUUAUCCCAGAAGAGAGACACUGUGGAAGUUCUGCCUGCUCCUGAAGCCCUGACCCACACCUUAAGAGGGACAUGGGUUAUGUCCAGACUCCGAGGACGGGGCCAUGCAGGGCCGGGCGGACGCGGGCGAGGCCGACGAGGAGGCUGGGGCCGGUUCGGGGUCGGAGGCCGAGGAGGACGCGCUGUGGGAGCGGAUCGAGGGCGUCCGCCACCGGCUGACGAGAGCCCUGAACCCGGCCAAGCUCACGCCGUAUCUGCGCCAGUGCCGCGUCCUGGACGAACAGGACGAGGAGGAGGUGCUCAGCACCUACCGGUUCCCGUGCCGCGCGAACCGCACCGGGCGUCUCAUAGACAUUCUCCGCUGCCGAGGGAAGAGGGGCUUCGAAGCCUUCCUGGAAGCGCUGGAAUUCUACUACCCGGAACACUUCACACUGCUCACGGGCCAGGAGCCUGCCCAACGCUGCUCCAUGAUCCUUGAUGAGGAGGGGCCCGAGGGCCUGACUCAGUUCUUGAUGACCGAGGUCCGGAGGCUUCGGGAAGCUCGAAAGGGCCAGUUGCAGAGAGAGCAGCAACUGCAGGCCCGGGGCCGGGCACUGGAGGAGGAGCGGGCAGGGCUGGAGCAGAGGCUGCGGGAGCAGCAGCAGGCCCAGGAGCGCUGCCAGCGGCUGCGGGAGGACUGGGAGGCGGGCAGCCUGGAGCUGCUUCGGCUCAAGGACGAGAACUACAUGAUCGCCAUGCGCCUGGCUCAACUCAGCGAGGAGAAGAACUCAGCGGUGUUGCGCAGCCGAGACCUGCAGCUGGCGGUGGAUCAGCUGAAGCUCAAAGUCAGCCGGCUGGAGGAGGAGUGUGCGCUUCUGCGGAGGUCCAGGGGCCCACUGCCUGGGGCCGAAGAGAAGGAGAAGGAGCCGGAUGGUGCGGAUCUUCUCUCCGAGCUGCGGGCUGAGAACCAGCGGCUGACGGCCUCACUGCAGGAGCUCCAGGAGGGACUUCAGCAGGAGAUGAGCCGGCCAGGGGCUGCAGGCUCUGAACGCAUCCUGCUGGACAUCCUGGAGCAUGACUGGAGGGAGGCACAGGACAGCAGGCAGGAGCUGUGUCAGAAGCUGCACGCUGUGCAGGGCGAGCUACAGUGGGCCGAGGAGCUGCGGGACAAGUACCUGCAGGACAUGGAGGAUCUGAGGCUCAAACACCGAACGCUGCUGAAGGACUGUGACCUCUAUAAGCACCGCAUGGCCACUGUGCUGGCCCAGCUGGAGGAGAUUGAGAAAGAGCGGGACCAGGCAAUCCAGAGCCGAGACCGCAUCCAGCUGCAGUACUCCCAGAGCCUCAUCGAGAAGGAUCAGUACCGCAAGCAGGUUCGGGGACUAGAGGCGGAGCGUGAUGAGCUGCUCACCACAGUCACCAGCCUGGAGGGGGCCAAGGCCAUGCUGGAGGCGCAGCUGCAGCGGACUCAGGGGGCCUCCUGUCUCAAGGCCUGCGCCUCCUCCCACUCCUUGUGCUCCAACCUCAGCAGCACUUGGAGCCUCAGCGAGUUCCCAUCCCCACUGGGAGGCCCAGAAGCUCCAGGAGAAGCUGGGGGAUCUGAGCCCCACACCUCGGAGGAAGCCACAGACAGCGAGAAGGAGAUCAACCGCCUCUCCAUCCUGCCCUUUCCACCCAGUGCUGGCUCCAUCCUCCGCCGGCAGCGUGAGGAGGACCCAGAGCCCCCUAAGAGGUCUUUUAGCAGCAUGUCGGAUAUCACAGGGAGUGUGACCCUUAAGCCCUGGUCCCCCGGCCUCUCUUCAUCAUCUUCAUCUGACAGUGUGUGGCCUUUGGGAAAGCCGGAAGGCCUCCUGGCCCGGGGCUGUGGACUGGACCUCCUCAAUAGGUCUCUGGCCAUCCGGGUGUCCGGCUGGAGUCCUCCUGGGGGCCUGGAGCCCCAGGAUAAGAGUCCAGAGAGCCUGCCUGUCCUCGGGGACAGAUGGUCUGGGGCAGUGGUGCGAAGGGUGCUGUCUGGGCCUGGGUCGGCCAGGACAGAACAGAAAGAGCCAAGAGCAGAAGGCACUGGCCUGGAGAGGGCGGGUCUGGAAGCUGAAGCCCAGCAGAGGACCUUACCCUGGAACCAUGGCUCUACGCUCCCCUUCCGGCUGGACUCCAAGGCCUGUCAGUCCUUCCAUGAGGCCCUGGAUUCCUGGGCAAAGGGGCCGGGGUCGGAGCCCUUCUACAUCCGAGCCAACCUCUCCCUGCCCGAGCGGGCGGACCCCCACGCCCUUUGUGUGAAAGCCCAAGAGAUCCUACGGCUGGUGGACCCAGCGUACAAGCGGAGGCAGGAAUGGUUCUGCACGCGGGUCGACCCCCUCACCCUACGGGACCUGGACCGGGGUACCGUGCCCAAUUAUCAGAGAGCUCAGCAGCUUCUGGAAGUCCAGGAAAAAUAUGUGCAUUCCAGCAGGCACCGAAGCCCCCGGAGCAAUCUGAAGAAGCGAGCCCUGGGGCUGGUGAGGCCCAAGCCCGCAGGGGCCGCUGCGGGAGAGUCGGCGGAGCAGCCACCGGCGGAGCCCUGCUCAGAGCCAGAGCGAAGCCUCAAACCCUACAGCCUGGUGCGGCCACUCUUGGUGUCUGCCCUGCGGCCUGUGGUGCUCCUGCCCGAGUGCCUGGCGCCUCGGCUCAUCCGAAACCUCCUGGAUCUGCCCAGCUCCAGGCUGGAUUUCCAAGUGUGCCCCGCAGAAAGCCUCUCUGGAGAGGAGCAGUGCACAUCCUCUGCUCCCGGAGCCCCCAAGGCCUGUCCUGCCACCCCCGGGCUGGGCAGCAGGAUCCGUGCCAUCCAGGAAUCUGUUGGGAAGAAGAAGCACUGUCUGUUGGAGCUGGGUGCCCGGGGCGUGCGGGAGUUGGUGCAGAGUGAGAUCUACCCCAUCGUCAUCCACGUGGAGGUGACGGAGAAGAAUGUCCGUGAGAUCCGGGGCCUCCUGGGCCGGCCAGGCUGGCGGGAUUCAGAGCUGCUCCGUCAGUGCCGGGGCACAGAGCAGUGGCUCUGGGUACUGCCGUGUUCCUGGGUGCAGGUGCCUGCCCACGCCUGGAGCCACGCCGAGGAGCUGGCCAAGGUGGUGCGUGGCCGCAUCUUGCAAGAGCAGGCUCGCCUUGUGUGGGUGGAGCGAGGCAGCAGCCGAGGGGGCAGCGGCAGCAGCAGUGAGGCCUGAGGACGCAGCCCACGCCCGGGGCCUUUUCCAGCCCCUCUCCAGACCUCCUCCAUCGCCUGCCUGGUCUCCUCCAGCCAGUGCCCGGACACUCCCUGUUUGUGCCUGGCCUGCCUCCUGCUGGAGAGACCCUGCGGUGGAGACCUUCCCCGGCCAGGGCCUUCCUUGUCCAUGGACUCUGCAACUCGGGACCUUGGUUCUGGGCUCUCGUGGGAGCCCCUGGGGGCAGACCUGCCCCUGACUUGCUGCUCUGGGUCUCCUCACUAGCCCCCGUGUUCUCCUGUUUCUGUUUGUGGUUCUGACGUGUGUGUCUGUGCCCCCUCCUCACGCACUCACACUGGAAUAGAGUUCUCACACCGCUGCUUAACUUUGCACACUCGUGGAUCUCCGGUUCUGUCCCUCCACCUGUCUGGGUGCACGCGGUCUCUGGGGUCCUUGGGCUGCUCUGCCCAGCACCCUGCGACCCCCACAGUUCAUGGGCAUUUCUCGUGGGUGCCGCCGUGCAGCCUCCACAGCUGCGCUGGUCAGCUUGCACCCUUGUAUCUCCUCGGGUGUGUCAUGUCUCCUCCUGGGUGAACCUCGCACCAUCCUUGUGAUCCUGGGCACUAACGAAUGUGUGCUGCGCCCAGCAUACCGGGACAUGUUCUCUUGGCUGGCUUUCUGUUCCCCACCUGCCUCUAGGAGGCCAGAGUGGCGGUGCUGCUAGGCCAUCCGAAUGUCUGGCCUGUGGGUUGACUGACUCCCAGGUCCUUUCCACUCAAGCUGCACGUAACGAGUCAUUAAAGUUUGUCAUAGAA